Molecule: messenger RNA, 6445 nt
Organism: Anguilla anguilla (European eel)
Lineage: Eukaryota; Metazoa; Chordata; Actinopteri; Anguilliformes; Anguillidae
Product: rho GTPase-activating protein 21-like
Biological process (GO): signal transduction
Molecular function (GO): protein binding
Source: RefSeq, a predicted model, not a curated record
AUGAGCCUGAGCCUGAGCCUGACCCUGAGCGGCCUCCAGCCCCCAGCUGGGUUAGAUUGCCCCGAUCCUCCAGGUGAUCGCAUAGUGAAGGUGAAUGGAGAGAGCAUCAUUGGGAAGACCUACUCCCAGGUCAUCGCCCUCAUACAGAACAGUGAUGCCGUCCUCGAGCUGUGUGUGAUGCCGAAAGACGAAGACAUCCUACAGCUGUUUUCCAGGGAAAGCGUCGCGCCGGCGUAUUCCCAGGACGCCUAUCAGAAGGGCCAUGGGUCCUACAGCGGGAACGCCCUCCACAUCCCAGAGCCGCCGCCCCUGCGCUACCCGCGCGUAGAGCCUAAACCCGGCGGGAUGUCCCACAGCCCCGAGCCGGCCCCCGCGGAGCUGGCCUACCGCCUGGAGAUCCCCGUGCCCCCCUCCCCGCCCCCCACGGGGGCCGCGGGCCAGGUGGAGCCCCCCGGCCUUUCGGGGGCCUGCCACAGGACCGAGGAGUGGCGGUACGGGGCGGGGCCUCCAGACCCGAGCGCGCUGAGGACCAGGCCCGCCCCCGCCCCCGCCCCCGGGCCCGUUUCUGCCGCCCGGCCACCCCCGCCCCCCCACCCCGCUCGCCCGCUGGACACCGCCGUGUUCGCCACCCCCGGCUGCCCCGCCUCCGUCAGGACCUCGCUGGCGGAACCCAAUCACUACGCCCCGCCCCUCCCCCACUCCUCCUCCUCCUCGGCCAAUCCGGCGCCGGCCUCCCGGCAGAGCAUAGACUGGCGGACGUACACGACGUACCGGGAGUACGUGGACAGCAGGCGCAUCCGCGCGUACGGCGGGCGCACCAUCCAGGAGCGGCUGGACAGCUUCCGGGCCGCGGAGUUCGACCCGGCGUCCCGCGGGUCCCCCGGGCGCCGCCGCAGCACCUCCCACGACCGGGCCGCCCUUCACCACCCCGGCCCCGCCCCCUGCCCCGCCCCGCCCCCGCGCAGCAUCUCGCACGACCGCCUGGGCCUGGGGCUGGGGGGCCGCCCCGCCGCCGCCGCCGCCGCCCCGCCCAGGGACUGGACCCGGCCCGCCCCCCGGGACUCCAAACCGCGCGCCCGCUCCUUCGACUUCCUGGAGCCCUCGGAGAGGCGGGGCUUCGGGAGGGCGGAGCCUGACGACCGGCUCCAGCAGGGCCGCCCGCCCGGCGCGCAGCCCCUCCCCCUGCAGCGGCCCGGCGCGGCCCCCCACCACCUCCACCGCCAACAGCCCCCCCUCCACAGGGCCCCGCUCACUGGGGGCCAUGGCAACAGUUUCCGGGCGGGGCCUGCCCCUGCGCCCGGGCUCACCAAAGGUACGGAGCAGCUGCUGGGGUCCCACGCGGACGCCCCGAAAGACCAAAGACCCGCGACGGUCACGGUCAACCACCUGCCCCCUCGCCCCGGGGCCCAGAGCGCCGCGCCGCGCUCCACCUCCUGCCCCGCCCCCUCCAGCUCCGCCUCCUGCCCCUCCAGCAACGGGAAGGGGGCGGAGCCGGCGGUGGUCCUGCGGGAGAAGCCGCCCACGGGCAGGCUAGGCCCCGCCUCCCAGCCGCUCCGCCACCCCUCCUACAUCCUGGCCGUGAGCGAAUCGGACGCUGGCCCCGCCCCCGUGCCGGACUCGGCCUGCUGGCUGCCCAAUGACGCGCGGCGGGAGCUUCGGAUCCAGCAGCAGCAGCAGCAGCAGGCCACGCCCCCCGCCCCUGACGGCCUGGACCAAUCGCUGGACUCCAUCCCCUUCAUCGACGAGCCUGCUAGCCCUAGUGCUGACCGUGACGCUGCACACAUUCCAGCUUCCGCUGUGAUCUCUGUCUCUCCCGCCAUAACUACGAUCCACCCCUGCCCCCUCAUGCGCCGACAGCUGUCACAUGACCAAGAGUCCCUCCGGCACACCGUUCUCGAGUCGCAGUCUGGCCCCAAAUCGGAGCGCUCCAAGUCGUACGACGAGGGCCUGGACGACUACAGAGAAGAGGGGAGAGCGAGGACGUCCAUUAAGCACUUAACCAGCCUGAGAGGCCUGAGGAAGGCUCUGGAUGGACACAAGUCCUCGGAUGACUCUGGGUCCCGGAAGGACUCCUCCUCAGACAUCUUCAGCGACUCCUCCAAGGAGGGCUGGCUGCACUUCCGACAGCUCAACACCGAAAAGAGCAAGCGGGUUGGCGGGGGCAUGCGUCCCUGGAAGCUGAUGUACGUCGUGCUGCGUGGCCACGCCCUCUACCUCUACAAGGACAGGAAGGAGGGGCUGGCGCACGCCGCGGCCGCCGCUGCCCCCGCCUCCUCCCCCUCCCCUUCCCCCGCCCCCUCCCAGCCGGACUGCGAGCCCCAGCCAAUCGGCAUCCGGGCCUGCCUGAUUGACAUCUCCUACAGCGACACCAAGCGCAAGAACGUGCUGCGGCUCACCACCUCCGCCUGCGAGUACCUGUUCCAGGCCGCGGACCGCGAGGACAUGCUGGCCUGGAUCCGCGUCAUCCAGGGCAACAGUAACCUGGGCAACGAGCAGAGUGCCGGUGUCACCAGCCAGGACCUGAUCAGCCGCAAGAUAAAGGAAUACAACACCAUGAUGAACUCCCCUAGCAGUAAGUCAGAACCCUCUCCAAGACCUUCCCGCCCGUCCCUCAGCAUCAGACAAGCCCUGCUGGGGGGUAAGGGGGAGGGCACGACCCCCAGCCCCCCCUCGCCCCGGCACGACUCCGAGAGGAGGCCCCUGCAUAGAGAUGAGAGCAGCCCUCCCCGGGACAGGGGGACGUGGAGGAGAGGUAUCACGGGCCUGAGGAGGAAACCUGUGGAGAAGAAGAACCUCCCCGGGAUCACGUUUGGGGUGCGGCUGGACGACUGUCCCCCUGCGCACACCAACAGGUUUGUGCCUCUGAUCGUGGAGAUCUGCUGUAAGCUGGUGGAGGAGCGGGGGCUGGAGUACACAGGGAUCUACCGGGUCCCCGGGAACAACACCGCCAUCUCCAGCCUGCAGGAGGAGCUCGACCGGGGCAUGGGCGACAUCAACGUCCAGGACGACAAAUGGAGGGACCUCAAUGUCAUCAGCAGCUUGCUGAAAUCCUUCUUCCGGAAGCUUCCAGAGCCCCUCUUCACGAACGAAAAAUACGCAGAUUUUAUUGACGCCAACAGAACGGAAGACGCGGUGGAGAGGCUGAAAGUUCUGAAGACGCUGCUCCGUCAGCUGCCCAGUCAUCACUACGAGACGCUCAAGUUCCUCUCUGGGCAUCUGAAAAUGGUGUCUGAGAACUGCGAGAAGAACAAGAUGGAGCCCAGGAACUUGGCCAUCGUCUUUGGGCCCACCCUGGUGAGGACGUCGGAGGAUAACAUGACUCACAUGGUCACCCACAUGCCCGACCAGUACAAGAUAGUGGAGACCCUCAUUCAGCAUUAUGACUGGUUUUUCACAGAAGAGGGCACUGUGGAGCCUACGGCCGGCGUGCCCCAGGAGAGUGCGGUGGAGUCCCAGCCCGUGCCCAACAUCGACCACCUGCUCACCAACAUCGGCCGCGCCGGGCUCACCUCCCCGGGAGAAGUGUCAGACUCACCCAACAGUGACUCCGCAAGAUCAAAGGGCUCGUGGGGCUCGGGGAAAGAGCAGUACAGCAGGGAGCUGCUCCGCUCCUCCAUCUUCGCCGCCGCCAGCCGCAAGCGCAGGAAGCACAAGGAGAAGCCGCUUCCCAGCAGCUCCGACGACGACCUGGACGCCGUCUUCACCCGGAAGGAGAGCCAGAACCGGGGCGGCCCGAGCCCGAACCCGAGCCCGAGCCCGGCGCAGAACCAGAACCAGGACCGGGACCGGGACCAGGACCAGCGGCCCGACAGGGCCAGGCGCCGGGGGAACGCCUGCACAGAGAGCGAGGACGAUGACGCUGGCGCCAGUCAGAUAAACGGCAAACAGGAAGUAGAGCCGUUGCCACCGGAGACGGAGCCGAGGGGGGAGGAGAGAGUCGGGGAGAAGGCCCUCUGCCCCCAGCCGUUCGCCUCCCCCUCCCUCAGUUUCCGUGGAAACGUGGCUCGCCAGUCCUCCCUGUCCGACCCCACCUCCCAGUGCGACGACGCGACCUCUGACCUCGGCACCAUGAACAGCAGCAGCUCCCAGGCCUCCGCCCCCCCCGAAACGCCCCGCCCCCUGCCCGGCCCCGCCCCCGAUCCCCGCGGCAACGAGGCCCUGGCGGAGGUGAGCUCCAUCACCUCGGACUACUCCACCACCUCCUCGCUGACCUGCCCCUUCCUGCUGGGGGCGGAGUCGAGCGCGCUGAGCCCGGAGGUGCGCUCGGUGGCGGAGAGCCGUGGCGACGAGGCGGACGACGAGCGCAGCGAGCUGGUGAGCGAGGGCCGGCCCGCCGAGACCGACAGCGAGAGCGACUUCCCCGUCUUCCCCAAGCCCGAUCCGGCCCCGCCCACCGCCGCCGCCGCCCCGCCCCCGACCCCGCCCCCGCACCCCAAGACGGACAGCUCCUCCUCCGCCGAGGGGGGGCGCAGCGACCGGGAGCCCAGCGCGCUCUCACGCGUCCUGGGCGCCGUCAAGGGCCGGUCCUCCGGCAGCCUGAGCUCCUCCUCCAAGAGCGAGGAGUCGGAGAAGGCGGAGCCUCCGUGGAGGCUGCGCAUCACCGAGCGGCUCAAGCUCCGCCUCCGGAGCUCGGCGGACGACAUGUUCGGGGUGUCGGGGGGCGGGGGGACCCCCUCGAAGGCCCGCUCCCCGGAGGCCCGCCGGAAGAAGGGCAUCCGCCGGCGCCACACCAUGGGGGGCCAGCGCGACUUCGCCCAGCUGGCCGCCGUCGUCAACGACGACUGGAAGGACGGGGCCGGCCGGGGGGCGGAGCUGUCCGCCAUGGACCGGCUCAAGCCCAAGUGCAGCUCGCAGGACUUCUCCAUCCGCGACUGGAUCGUCCGGGAGCGCGGUCGCUCCGGCAACGCCGAGAGGGGGGCCGACUCCGCCCCUUCCGCCGCAGCCACGCCCACAUCGCCUGAGGACCACCCCCUGGGGGCGGAGCAGCUCAACGGAGACAGCCCCCAGGGCAAGAGCAAGGGCGCUCUGAGCCUGUCGGCGGACGCACACCCCCACAAACUGACAGGAGCUCAAGUGGUGCGCUCACGCUUUUAUCAGUAUUUAUAAGAGACAGACACAGCCGCCCAACGCACUGCUGUGUGUGUACAUAUUAUCAGCCAGGGCUACUGCACAUUCAUGGAUAUUUUUUUUUCGUUUUACUCUCACAACAGGGUUAUUAGUGCAAAAAAAAAAUGAGGAAAAAAAAUACUGGAACCAUGUACUGAAUAUGUGUAUCAUCAUUUUAACUGGCGUAUGGUAACUAUUUUGUGGUCCCGCCUUGAGUUGGUUAACCCCAGUCAUAUUGAAAGACAUCAGAGGCCCUUAUCCACAGGGCUGACUGCGUUAUGCCUUCUGUAUUUAUAAUGAUAAAAGUCCCUUCCUAUUAUGUCACAACACAGAUUUUAAAAAACAAAAAAAGAAAAUAUUAGAAAGGAGCAGCUCUAGUGUCUUAAGCAUUACUGAAGAAUUAUGGGCUUGGCGCGUAACAGGAGCCGUUUUUUGGGAAAGGGGCGACCGUUAUGUGCGGUUGCUUGGCAACGCAGAGGAAGAAUGUAAAUGCUUCGCUGUUCCGUUGACUAAAGCUAAGUUGCUGGUUAUGGGUCUCGUUUUAAAGUGUACUCUAUUGCUCUCUGUGUACUUGAAGCGUGUCGUUUCCCUUCUGGCUUGGUUCUGUGCUGUGUCGGUGUGGACACGUCUGCGCAGUGCGUCCGUAAACCCGCCAGAACUUUAAAAAAAUAUUUAAAAUAUAUAUAUACCGCUCCGAAAACGAGAGGCGAGUGCCCAACGAACUCCACCGACGCAAUACGCUUUUACCGCCGUUUCCGCGCGAGCUCUCCCUUCCGGGUUCCUCGCUUCCUCCCGUCAGAUCGCAAAAAAAUAAAACAAAACAAAUACCGAAUAUAAAGGAUGAUUAAAUCAGAAAUCACAUUUCUUCUCAAAGGAAAGUGCCUCAUUAAAUUGCGGGUGGGUUAGUUGCUUUUGGGUGCCAUAUUUGUCUUUUAUUGAAAUGUGAGAAGAUGCCGGCUCAUUCAGUAAUUUUACAGGUUUAAUAAACAACGGGCAAAUUCUGCGCUUCCAUUCUUUUCGGCAUUCCACUUGGGUCUUAACAUGUUUUAUACUUUUUAUUUUCUUUCAUUUUGGAUUUUAAUGGAACUUGAAUUUUAAAUAUUUCUGUAUAAAAUAAGUAACUUAAGUGUAAAUAUUCAGUGUUUUAGCUGCUUUUUAUUCUGUUGAAUGGCAGGUUUUUUUGUAAGUAUUGUAAUAUAGGCAUGUAGAUAAAAAGGGCCGUCAUCUCAGAAGCUGCAUGGAAAAGGUACUUCCUGUAACUGGACCCAGUCUUGUGCUGUCUGCAGUUAAACUGGGGCGUGAACCCCCAAAUCACUGGAAAUAAAAACCGUUAAUGUGG